Molecule: messenger RNA, 2645 nt
Organism: Clarias gariepinus (North African catfish)
Lineage: Eukaryota; Metazoa; Chordata; Actinopteri; Siluriformes; Clariidae
Gene: slc16a12b
Product: solute carrier family 16 member 12b
Exons: 6
Coding region: 339-1805 (488 amino acids)
Biological process (GO): transmembrane transport; monocarboxylic acid transport
Molecular function (GO): monocarboxylic acid transmembrane transporter activity
Source: RefSeq, a predicted model, not a curated record
AAACACACGUCACGAGAAAACAUUUCACCUUUCUCAGACCAGCUGUGAAUUAUUAGUUCGUGCCACGUGCUGAAAAAAAAACAGUAUGCUCAGGCCGCUUCUCUACACCCAGUUUUCUAGGAUGUCCCAAGCCUGUAGGCUAGACAUGACAUGCUGUCUGUUAAUCAUUGCAGCUCACCUUGUCACUUAUUUCCAAGCGUUCAUCUGGUAGUGACAUCCUCUGCUCAGCCCAGCGGUUCCAUGUUUCACGCAACUUUAGAAGCAGCUCCAUGAGUGACUGAGUGUGCUCAGGUUGUAAAACCUUUUUGUGUGUGUAUCGUGUGUGUGUUUAUGAAUGAAUGUGGUUUGCACUUGCUGCUAAGGAGCAAGAAGUGAAGGUGGGUGCAGCAUCCAUGGCUCAGGAAAAGAAGAGAAAGAAAACAGCAGGAGUGCUGCCGCCAGAUGGUGGCUGGGGCUGGAUGAUUGUAGCCGGCUGUUUCAUGGUCACUGUCUGCACCCGUGCUGUAACAAGAUGCAUCUCUAUAUUUUUUGUUGAAUUUCAAAUGCAUUUUGCACGGGAUUACUCUGGGACUGCAUGGAUCCACUCGUUAGUAGACUGCACCACCAUGCUGUGUGCUCCUCUAGGCAGCCUGAUUGGGAAUCAGCUCUCGUGCCGUGUUGCUGUGAUACUUGGAGGAUUCCUGGCCUCUAUUGGAAUGGUGCUUAGCUCUUUUGCCACCAGUUUAGAGUACCUCUACCUCUCUCUAGGUGUUUUAACUGGACUUGGCUUUGCUCUCUGUUACACACCAGCCAUCGCUAUGGUUGGCAUUUAUUUCUGCGAGAGGAAGGCUUUGGCUUACGGCAUUGCUAUGUCUGGCAGCGGCAUAGGCACGUUCGUGCUGGCCCCUGUGGUGCAGCUACUGAUUGAACACUACUCCUGGCGUGGUGCUCUGCUUAUCCUGGGAGGCUUGGUGGCCAACCUGUGUGUGUGUGGAGCCCUGCUACGGCCUAUCACACUCAAAGAAGAAGAAGCCUUCCCCCUGCCAGUGGACACAGAGUGUGGAUAUAGUUCAACACUGCUUACAUUUGAUCAGAAAGAAAUGAACAGCAAAGUGAAAAAAAGCAGCAAGCAAUACUGCAUGCAGUUUAUGCAGGACUACCAUUUUUUGCUUAUGCCCGACUUCCUGGUUUUGGCAGGCUCUUUCCUGUUUCUGGCCAGUGGCUGCAGCCUGCCAUUUGUUUACUUGGUGCCCUAUGCACUAGAUGUGGGUGUCGGUCACCAUCAUGCCGCCUUUCUUAUGUCUAUUUUAGGUGUCAUAGACAUUGUGGGAAACAUCACCUUUGGAUGGUUCACAGACAGAAGGUGCUUGAAGAAGUACAGGAGCAUUUGUUACAUGGCUGCUGUGGGGAUGGAGGGUCUCUGCUGCUUCCUCAUCCCGCUCCUACGUACAUUCGCUCUGCUAGUGCCCUUCUCUGUGCUUUAUGGUUAUUUUGACGGUGCUUAUGUGGCACUUAUUCCCGUAGUGACAUCAGAUGUAGUGGGAACAGCAUGCCUGUCGUCUGCACUAGGUGUUGUGUACUUCCUGCACGCCAUUCCAUACCUGCUUAGCCCCCCUAUUGGAGGCUGGUUGGUGGACACCACAGGCACCUACACUGCAACAUUCUUUCUCAGUGGCUUUGCGCUCAUCUCCAGCGCCCUCCUGCUGUGCACCAUCACUGUGGUCCGCCACUGCCAGAGAAUUCAGAGGAACUCACAGAACAAAGUCUCCACACCAGAAGCAUGUGAAGACAAACAGGCAGAGUCUUAUACUGCAAAAAUCUUAUAGUGUUGCACCUAUCAUUUAUAUAAUCUGUUAUCUUUUCUUCAAUUUUUUUUUACAAAAUGCAAUUAAUGAAUUACCUUCAUUAGUUAUUAGAGAAAAACAUUUAAAGCGUUACCAGCACAUUUUCACAGUUUCAAAUCUCAUCAUGUGCCUUUCAUUCUGUCCAGCAAAAUUUCUGUUUAAAAUUAUUUCAUUCUAAGAGUGAAUGAAAAUUGGAAACAAAAAAAGUUGAGUUAGAGUUGGUGCAUAUUGCAUCGAGUUUUUUCUUUUUUUCUUUCUUUCUUUUUUAUAAAGUGCUUGUCCAAAAGUGUCAUAUAACUUGUGAAUGUAUUUGUUCAUUAAUGUAAGAAGGUAAAAUAUAUUUUUUAUUUUGAACUGAAUUGUGCAAGACUUGAUCAGCCUCAUGAUUUUCCUUUAAGUAGGAAGAACAGCAAUUGAUGACACGAAUAAGCUUGGAAAAGAAUUGAGUGCCACAAGAGGGCAGUGCUGAUUUAACUCACUACAAUCUUGGGUGAUUGUUGGAAGUUGCCAUGUUGUCACACAAGGUUCAUAUCAAGUACACUGACAGAUGGAAUAGUUUUAGUGACCUUUUUAUAAGCUAGUUUUACAUGUUAUCUUUAUUUUAUGAAAGAAGAAAGAGUUAUGAUGUCUUUUAAAAUAAACAUGUUUUAAAAUAAAAACAUUAUGAUUAAUAAAAGAUUAGUCUGGUGAAAUAAAUCUUCUGUACUGAUUUGACAGUUAUCAUGAAUUUUAGUUUAUUUCUGUUAAAAUAAUAAAGUGUACAUGUUCAAUACUGCCAAUCUUGAAAUGUGUCUGUUAAACAAUAUUAUUAUUAUUAUUAUU